UUUGCCACAUACUUCAUUCCUUCACUUUUUUGAAGAAUUUAACCUCAAAUCACUGCUCUUUUCUCCAUUUAAUCGAUCUUAAAAUGUCUAUGUCCACCUCGUAUCGAUACGAAGUUGUAAACCCAAGUGCUAAAGCUUUGAAAAAGGCGUUAGAAAGACAAAAGCAGCGAAUUAAAAAUGAUGAAGCUAUGACACAGAAGGAAGAUGGAGUGAAGAAUGAUAUGAGAACAAUUCUUAUCGCUGACUGGGUGGAAAAACUGGAAGAGACAUGUUUUAAGAAGAAAGCAAGACGAAAUUCAGAAGAGAUGAAAGGAGAACUCUUCCUUUCCAACAAAGAACUAACUGCUGUUAGAAGAGCUCAACUGCAAAACUUACUCUCAAGCGAACAAGAGCAAUACACCAAAGAAUUAAACAGUCUGGAAAAGACGUUCCACACACAACGAAUAUGAAGUGUUUGUAAACUGUGAGUACCUCGUUGAGUGAAACACUUGUUGUUGUGGGGAAUAUCUCGAUAAAUCAAUAUGAAACAUAGAUUCAAAUUGACCUAAAAUUGAUCAACAAACAAACCUCACUCUUGGCACCAAUUUGGUUGCAAGAUGUAAAUAGUAUAUAAUAUAUAAAUAAUAUAUAUACAAUAGUUA
This is a messenger RNA of Dendronephthya gigantea, 641 nucleotides long. RefSeq lists its product as uncharacterized. NCBI's taxonomy places the organism in Eukaryota, Metazoa, Cnidaria, Anthozoa, Malacalcyonacea, Nephtheidae. The transcript has 5 exons. The record is from RefSeq and is a predicted model, not a curated record. The coding region runs from base 84 to 449 and encodes 121 amino acids.